Molecule: messenger RNA, 685 nt
Organism: Protopterus annectens (West African lungfish)
Lineage: Eukaryota; Metazoa; Chordata; Ceratodontiformes; Protopteridae
Product: hemoglobin cathodic subunit beta-like
Exons: 3
Coding region: 1-447 (148 amino acids)
Biological process (GO): hydrogen peroxide catabolic process; oxygen transport
Cellular component (GO): haptoglobin-hemoglobin complex; blood microparticle; hemoglobin complex
Molecular function (GO): oxygen carrier activity; oxygen binding; peroxidase activity
Source: RefSeq, a predicted model, not a curated record
AUGGUUCAUUGGGAUGCAAGCGAGAGGAAGGCUAUCACCUCUGUCUGGGCAAAAGUUGACUGUGAAGCAGAUGGCCUUCAGGCUUUGCUAAGGCUGCUGGUUGUAUACCCCUGGACUCAGAGGUACUUCAGCAAAUUUGGUGAUUUAUCUACUGCUGAAGCUAUUAUGUCAAACCCCAAUGUGAAAGCUCAUGGACUUAAGGUGUUCUCAGCACUCGAUGAGGCCAUCAAACAUAUGGACAACAUCAAGGGGCACCUAAAAGAACUCAGCCUUCUUCAUUCUGAGACACUCAAUGUGGACCCUGCAAACUUCACUCUUCUGGGAAACUGUGUCCUGAUUGUGCUGGCAGCCAAAUUAGGUGCUGAAGAGUUUAAUUCUGAAACUCAUGCUACCUGGGAGAAAUUGAUGGCUGUCGUUUCAGCAGGUCUGUCCAAACAAUACUACUAAAUCACCCGUGUAUGGUACAGAAGUUCAGAGCUUAUCAUCUAAGGAACAUCUAGGAGUCACUGUCAGUGGACAUCAAGAUUGUGAAUCAGAUGUUUAAUGUUGAAAGGCAAGAAAUUUUGACCAUGUAUGAAACUGUUAUAAAACCUGCAUGUACCAGAGAGAAAUCCUUGGCACACAGUGCACUUUUUGACAGUUUAGGAAUUAUGUACCAAUAAUAUUCAUGAAAGAAUUAUUUUGA